This is a messenger RNA of Camarhynchus parvulus, 6654 nucleotides long. RefSeq names its product DEAD-box helicase 6 (gene DDX6). NCBI's taxonomy places the organism in Eukaryota, Metazoa, Chordata, Aves, Passeriformes, Thraupidae. Bases 1347 to 2798 code for a protein of 483 amino acids. The record is from RefSeq and is a predicted model, not a curated record. Gene Ontology annotation, cellular component: P-body; cytoplasmic stress granule. The transcript has 14 exons. Gene Ontology annotation, biological process: cytoplasmic stress granule assembly; P-body assembly. Gene Ontology annotation, molecular function: mRNA binding; ATP binding; RNA helicase activity.
CUGGGCGCACCGGGAGCGGCGGGACCGAGAGACGGCGGGGGCGGGGCGGGCCCUGAGCAGCUCUCGCUCCCCGCCGGCUCAGGCGGCAAACUGCGGCCGCUCCAUUGUUCGCGGGCGGGAGGUGUUGGUGUGGCGCAGCUGCGAUCGGCGGGUGGCGCCGGGCCCACGGCUGUGCCCCGGGGCUCCGCACUGCGGCCCGGGCUCACCGGGCACACUGAGCACCUCGAACGCUCUCUUUGUGCCGGGCCCAGCCGAUGGAAAGGAAAAGAUCCGGGGCUGAUGCCCCGGCUGCCCGCCCGCGCCCGGAGAGCAGAGAUACGCGAUGGAGGCCCUUUUUUCGGUCCGCUGUUUUGCGAAAUGGUGGCGUCUCUUUUAUCGGAACAGGGAGAUUUUUUGGGUUCCGUGAGACUUGCGGUUUUUUUUAAACUUUUGUUCUUCUAAAGGAUAGUUACGAGCGUGUGGGCACAAGGGACUGAGGUUUCAUUUGCUACGCUAUUGGACAACUUCUCGGCGUUAGUAGUCGGGUCUCAUUGGCGUCUCUGGCUACCUUUGUAACUCCUCUGGUUUUUACGAAGUUAAUGGGCAAGAGAAAUACCUUUUCGAAGAUGACUUGAAAGUUACCUAGCAGAAAAUCCUAGUAUCGCAAACUUUAAAAUUUUGCUGGAAGCCAGCACUGACACGCCUUAAAACAGCUGGGGAGUCUGAAUUCCUUUUCCACUCUCUUGAAAUGCCCUUCAGUGUGCCUUUUUAUUCACUGGGGAAACAUGCAUUUUGUUGUGAAUGCCGAGGUUAGGAAGCAGUAGUCUUCUGGUCUUCCCUUUGUGUUUUCCCAAGAUGCAGAUGAUCAAGGCGAGCCAAAAGAUUUUGUUUCGACAGAUUUUGGACUAGGGACAUUUUGUCUCCCUGGUACCAUUGUAAGGAGUCUUUCGCUCUGGUCCAUGCUUGCUUUAUGUAAGGGGCAGACUUUGUAUUGUCUUUCCACAGUUUUGCAACCUUUCUGUUACAUACAGAGUCAAUAUUAAGUCAUGUGUAUGAAAUGUUAUCUUCCGAGAACCACAUAAGUUGUCGCUGACAGCAGGAAGAUUGAAGCAAGUGAAUUGUGAUAUAACUGAACUUCAAUAGAGGGCUUUUUUUUAAAAAAAGUUGUUCCACAGUGCAUCAGAGCAAAUUACUGCUUUACUUUUGAGUGACUUACAGGUGCUUGCCUGCAUUGCAAUAAAGGACUCAUAUAUUGAGCAAGACUUAUUUAUCUCUUCAUUUUGGAGAGUCUAAUAAACUGUUAUUACAGUUUCUGUACUGACUUUCAAAGUUUUGAAGUCUAAAAAGACAUCUUUAAAGAUAAAAGCAUGAGCACGGCCAGAACAGAGAACCCUGUUAUAAUGGGUCUAUCCAGUCAGAAUGGGCAGUUGAGAGGCCCUGUAAAACCCAGCGGGGGCCCAGGAGGUGGAGGCACACAAACUCAGCAACAGAUGAACCAGCUGAAAAAUGCCAACACAAUCAAUAAUGGCACUCAACAGCAAGCACAGAGUAUGACCACCGCUAUUAAACCUGGUGAUGACUGGAAGAAGACUUUAAAACUCCCUCCAAAGGAUUUGAGAAUCAAAACUUCGGACGUGACCUCCACAAAAGGAAAUGAGUUUGAAGAUUACUGUUUGAAACGGGAGUUACUGAUGGGAAUUUUUGAAAUGGGCUGGGAAAAACCAUCUCCUAUUCAGGAGGAGAGCAUCCCCAUUGCUUUAUCUGGUAGGGAUAUCUUGGCUAGAGCAAAAAAUGGAACAGGCAAGAGUGGAGCCUACCUCAUUCCUUUACUUGAACGGCUAGACUUAAAGAAGGACAAUAUACAAGCAAUGGUGAUUGUUCCCACCCGUGAACUAGCCCUGCAGGUCAGUCAAAUCUGUAUCCAAGUCAGCAAGCACAUGGGAGGUGCCAAAGUGAUGGCAACAACGGGAGGAACCAAUUUGCGAGAUGACAUAAUGAGACUUGAUGAUACAGUGCAUGUGGUGAUAGCUACCCCUGGGAGAAUUCUCGACCUCAUCAAGAAAGGAGUAGCAAAAGUUGAGCAUGUCCAGAUGAUAGUAUUGGAUGAGGCAGAUAAGUUGCUGUCUCAAGAUUUUGUUCAAAUAAUGGAAGACAUAAUCCUUACGCUACCUAAAAACAGACAGAUUUUGCUCUACUCAGCCACUUUUCCUUUGAGUGUGCAGAAGUUCAUGAAUUCCCAUUUGCAGAAACCCUAUGAGAUAAAUCUGAUGGAGGAGCUGACCUUGAAGGGAGUUACUCAGUACUAUGCCUAUGUCACUGAGCGUCAGAAAGUGCACUGCCUCAAUACACUCUUUUCCAGGCUCCAGAUUAACCAGUCGAUCAUUUUCUGCAACUCCUCUCAACGGGUUGAAUUGCUAGCCAAAAAGAUCUCCCAGCUGGGCUAUUCCUGCUUUUACAUCCAUGCUAAAAUGAGGCAGGAGCACCGCAAUCGUGUAUUCCAUGAUUUCCGAAAUGGCUUGUGCCGCAAUCUCGUUUGCACUGAUCUGUUUACCCGAGGUAUUGAUAUCCAGGCUGUGAAUGUGGUGAUAAAUUUUGAUUUCCCAAAGCUGGCAGAAACUUAUCUUCAUCGCAUUGGCAGAUCAGGUCGCUUUGGUCAUCUUGGCCUGGCCAUCAACUUAAUCACCUAUGAUGAUCGAUUCAACCUGAAAAGUAUUGAGGAGCAGUUGGGAACUGAAAUUAAACCCAUACCAAGCAACAUCGACAAGAGCUUGUAUGUGGCAGAAUACCACAGUGAACCUGUAGAAGAUGAGAAACAGUAAACAUGCAGGCUUUGAUUACACAUGCCAGAAGGUGAAGCCCUAUGAUCCAGAUCUGUGACACAUCGUUUCUUUGGGGAUACCCUUCUCUUUGUGGGUUUUUCUUCAUCUUUUCAUUUUGGAACUAUGAAGACUAAAAGAGCUCGGCCUUUUUUUCUCUUUAAAUUUGGCAGCAAGGAAGAAAGAAGAUAAAAGGAGGAAUGUCUUUUUGUUUUUCCACUUGUUUGCACUGUGUGCUGAUUGAACAUUAGUUGCACUAACUGCUGGUUUUAAAUUUUGUUUUCUUUGGGCGGGAGGGUCAGCAAGGGAAGAAGAGAAACCCUGAAAAGAGAAGAAUCUUGAUGAAUACGAGCUUGUCUGCUAUUUCAAAUUCUUUAACCAUUGACUGAGUGCAUUUCAACUUCUCCCUGGUUACUCAUCUGUUUUUUAAGCUAAAGAGCUUCUUACUUAUUCGUGCAAAGUGCCUUAUGCUAUGAGACCAUUCAGAAUAUCACCUUUCCAACACAGCCCAAGGAAUCGACAUCUGUUUUUGGUUUCAGGUCAAAGUUCCCCUCUCUUCCCCUUCUCCUCCUUCCCAUGUAGUCAAACCCAGGGCUGGGAGGUGAAAUGUAUUGGUUAUUGGUAAUACUCCUUUUUUUUUUUUUCAACUUUUAAAUUUUUUUUUAAUUUUUUUUUUAUUGGAGGAGUUGAUAUGCAUCUGCAGUUCACUCAAACUGUAAAUAUCUGUAUUUAAAAUGAAACCAACCUAAAAUCUGGGCUGAUUACGUGCAGCAUCAUAGCUCCAGAAGGAAAGAGUAGCCUGUGAUCCUUUGCAGGAGCCAUAAGAAAAGCCCUGUGCUCUAGCAGAACACUAAAGACUGGUUUCCAUGAGUCUUCAUUAGUAGUUCCAGCACUUGAUAGGUAGACUUGUUUCAGAGCCAUGGCCCUCUUUCUUCUGGUGCAGUGUGUCCCAUAGAAAAUCAGAUGUGUAUAUUGUACAAACUUUGUAAAUAUGAUUUUUUUUUCUGUUUGGGUUCAUAUAUAACUUUUUCUUUUAUGAUGAAGGUUGCUGAGGUUAAAGGGAUUAAGACUGAUUAUGGGAGCAGCUAAAGAUGAGAGGGGCUCAGUUUUCUGCAACACUAAACAAUGAGAUGUUCUCUGACCUCUGUGAACUGCAGGCCACCACAAGUGUUCCUUGUCAGGGUGGAUUUACUCUGGUGCUAGCAACAGUCCUGUACUGCUCGUAUGGAAGAGAUCACUUGUGGGGCUCCAAGACCUCCAAAUCCAUAGCUCAGCCUUUUGGGAGAUGCUCUUUGAUUUUCCCCUUUAGAAACUUCAGGAACUUGACAAGCUCUGAAGGAGUCCAUGACCUGUGUUCCACCAUGGUGUGAGGGAAAUCCAGUGGGUGUCGCUGAGCAGUAUACGCGUAAGGUGUGGAUUUGGGUUUGAGACACCAUAAAAAAACCAGUUUGCGUGCAUAAACUGACAGCUCUGGAGCUUUGUGGAAUUGAUUCACUUCCUGCAUUGCUGCGUUUUCUGCCCAGAGUGGCCUCUGUGCAGAACUGUGAGCAGGUAAGGGCAAACCCCCGUUAAUGUCAGAAGCUGCAGGAAGCUGCUUGCCAACUACUCUUGUUUGCCAUGAGUUGCUGUCUGUCAUUUUACAUUGUAUAUUGCUGAAAAGUGCUUUCUGGUCAAGUAGUGUUGCUUUAAAUUGUGCCCCUCCCAACAUGCUUGAUGUUUGGCCUGAUCUACAGGCAAAAGGAGUGGGACAAAUCAAAAAAUUACUCUUUUUAAAAUCCCUUUUAGCCUGUUAACCACCACUGUCAGGAGGCACCUGGGUGAAUGCAAUCCCUUUUGCUCAGUCAUUUAUUGCAUAUACAAAUGCUGCACUCACACCAUGCUUGCUUACCUUUGAGGCAGGAUUUAAUUGUCUUAAUUUCUCCCCAUUUUGACCCUUUUUUUGAAUUGGAGUAAAAUAGUUUGGAAUCGCAAGGUGGACUAGCCAUUCCUUUCCCUGAUGAUCAUAAAUAGAAGCCAGGUGCCUCCUGACAACAACUUUACAAGAUUGAAAGGUUUUUGUGUUCGGGAUGUUUUUCUUUUUGUCAGCAGUGACUCCAUAAUUGUAGCAAAUGCUGCACUAGAAUACAAACUCAAGAGCUUGGUCUCUGUGAGCCACAUAGCUUAUAUCUGACUGGCAGGUACUAAAUGUAAACAGUUUUGGGGUGCUUUUUGGGGGUGGGGGGUGGGAGCUUCUGGGUGGUAACUUUGACCAAAAGUAAAAUCUUGCUCCUGUACUGCAGCCAGCUUAUGAUUUUCCAGACAGAAGAGGGAUCAUUUUAAUGCAACAAAGACAUGAAAAUGUAAAUAAAUUUUGUAUCUCAUCAGGGCAUGCACAUGUAACAAGAACAGGAUAGCGAUGUCAAGUCGAGUGUGUGUGCUCUGCAUGGAUUUGUGGUAGGUUAGCCUGGUGCCAUGCAUCGAUGGUCCCUCUUGAAGCACAGAACUAUUGAAAGUAUUACUUUAAAAUUGACCUCUCCUUGAGGAAUGGCACUUACCUAAACUAUCGGGGGCACCAUUUUUAGGUGGCUUCUUGUCAAGGAAGAAGCAGCCUAUUUUUGGUGCUAGUAGGCUAUCUCAGACAGAUGCGAUCUUGCAAAUGGAAAGAUGCUCCAGAAGACUAGGAUAAUCCUAGUUUUGAUUUUUUUUUUGUUUUGUUUUUAUUUUGUGUGUGUGGGGUGUUUUUUUUUUCUUCCCCUUUUUGUUUGUUUGGGGCUUUUGUUUGUUUUCGGUUAUUUUGGUUUGGGGUUUUCUUGGUUGUUUUGUUCCCUACCAAAGAGUAAGGAGUGUGUAUAAAUCUUGGCUUCCUGAGAUUUCUUGUGAGCUCCAGUUUUUGCUGGUUAUCAGCUUUUACAGAUACAUUAGUCAGAACCUUCAGUGAUGAGCCUUAGGUCAAAUACUUCCUCUGGCAAAGUUGAUGAGAAUGAGGACCUGAUGUGUUCUGCAUUCCUUUUUUGUUGGAAGUCUGAAAAUGUCACUCUGAGUCUCUGAAAUGGAGUUUCACAACUGGAUGAGGUGGCUGUGAAGAAGGAAUCUUCAGCCACUUGAGAGAACUUAUAGGCCAGUCUCUGGGUGUCCGCUGUCAGGUGGGCAUUGUAGCUGCUGGAGGCCUGUUCCCAAAGGGGGGGGGGGGUGUGUUGGUCUCAAAUACAUGUUUCAAUUUCCAGAAUGAGAUGGGAGCAUCUUUCCUUGCCCUCUGUGACUGUUUUUGUGGGUAAGAACAGGGAAGCUCAACAUGAAUUCAUGUUGUGUUACAUGGUGGUAUCAAAUCAUCUCAUUCUGAUCUUCUGUUUAUUUUUAUUUGGGAUGGGGGGGAGGGUGUCUGCUCCAAGGAUUUAAAAAUGCUUCAAACACUUUUUUCUUUACAAAUGACUGAUAGGACACAAACCUGAGCAGAUGGCUGUCUUGCCUCAGUUUCUGUAAGAGAGGUUACAGAGCUGUCAUGCCACAUCUCUUGAGCUGCUGUUGUGGUGGUUCUUGCCCUGAUGCUGAACUUCAUAAUGCUGCUGGGGCUGCUGGUCAUUACUUCUGAGAACAAAGUGAAUUUUGUUCCCAGAGACUCUAGCAGUACAGCUACCAUGGUAGUGGUUGGGCAGCUGUAGUCCCUGCAGGGAGUUUUCUGCUUGCUGUGAACUUCUGGUCCAUCUUUUUUGAAUCACAGUUUAUCUUUGUAAUCAAACCAGGUCUCUGGACCAAAGAGCAUGCAUCUGAACUUCACAAGAAGGCUUUGGCAGAUUAUCCUGUAGGCUUUGCUCAGUUCAUCGCUGCAUUGCUAAAAUGCCUCUGCGUGGAAGCAUUGUUAAAUUCUGCUGUAGACAAGUUA